This is a messenger RNA of Cucurbita moschata (crookneck pumpkin), 636 nucleotides long. Its product is annotated as phytohormone-binding protein-like. The record is from RefSeq and is a predicted model, not a curated record. Gene Ontology annotation, cellular component: cytoplasm; nucleus. The coding region runs from base 44 to 517 and encodes 157 amino acids. Gene Ontology annotation, molecular function: protein phosphatase inhibitor activity; signaling receptor activity; abscisic acid binding. The transcript has 2 exons. NCBI's taxonomy places the organism in Eukaryota, Viridiplantae, Streptophyta, Magnoliopsida, Cucurbitales, Cucurbitaceae. Gene Ontology annotation, biological process: defense response; abscisic acid-activated signaling pathway.
CUCAUCUCUUUGUAAUUUACAGGCAACCCAACAAAAAGAAGCCAUGGUCAAGGAGGCUACAGCACAAGCAAAACUUGGGGUUGGAGUUGAAACCCUUUGGAAAGCUUUGGUUGAAGAUUUGAGAUUCAUCAUUCCAAAGCUCAUGCCCAACACCGUUGAAAACAUUGAGCUCCUUCAUGGAAAUGGUGGCAUUGGCUCUGUCUUGCUCUUCCAUCUUGGCCCCGACGUAAAGAUAAUGAAAACCCAGAAAGAAAGAAUCGUAGAACUUGACGAGACAAAACAUGAAUUUGGGCUAGAAGUGGUGGAAGGAAUUAUGUUAAAAAGAGGGUUUUCUUCUUUCAAGACAACAUUCAAUCUUUCCUCCAUGGGAGAGAAGGAAACCUUAGUAGAUAUCAAGGUUGUUUAUGAGACUGAAAGAGAUGGUGAAGAUGAAGUUGAGAUGAAGGAAGCAGCAACAAAGCCAGCUCUUUCAUUUCUUCAACUCUUGGAAAAGUUUCUUCUUCAUUCAUCAUCUUAAAAACAUGUUUUAUAUUCUUAAUCUUCAUAUUAUAAUCUCUCACAUCAUCAAUUUGGACUAUAUAUAUUGUAUUAUUGUAACAUAUUCUAUAUUUUAAUUUCUAGAUGUUCCAAUAUUUG